CCCAUUCUGGAUAUUUCUGUGAUUUCAUAUACGAUAACAACCCAUUCACUAUCUUUUCCUUUUCCUUUUAUUGGCCUUCUCUUCUCUCACAUGCUUAUGUCCCACUCACAUCAUGCCAUUGCCGCAUCAUCAACAGUUUACCAAUAUAAUACUAAUAAAACCAUACGUAUAGACAUUAUUGCACUCACUUUCUUGUAUUCUCUUUCAGUUUUUCUUGUGCAAAACCAUGGCUAGCAGCAAUAAAGAGAAGGAGGAGAAAGACAUUGAGUUUAUGUUUAAUGAGGAGGAUGUAGAGGAGGAACAUGAUAUUGAAACUGACGGUGGUAGCAGUGAUGAUAAUUAUGAUGACGAUGAUGACGGAAAUCAUGCAUUUCAACCUCACUCUUUCACUUCCAACCAAUGGCCUCAAAGUUACAAGUAUAAUCUUCUUCUACCAUUUUCUUUUUUUUUUGUUUUUGUUUUUGUUUUGUUUGCCUUAACUUUGAAAACUUACUACUGCAUGCUUCUUAAUUAUGUCAGAGAGACUACAGAUUCUUACACAAUUGCUACAGCUCCAAGUUUUGGAUCCAUUCUAAAAGGACCAAGUUUUAUUUAUUCAAGUUUUGGCAAUCGUUCAAAGAGUAACUCAGACAUAGAUGGAAAAUCUCCCUUUCUAUCAGCUUAUGAGAAAGAUUCCAUGCAAAAUCUUGCUGGAGAAAUGCCUCUUGGUCAUGGUUGCAGCUUCACUCAAACAAUUUUCAAUGGGAUUAAUGUGAUGGUUGGAGUUGGCCUUAUAUCUGCUCCUUAUACAGUGAAACAAGCUGGUUGGGCGAGCAUGUUGGUGAUGACACUUUUUGCAGUUGUUUGUUGUUAUACAGCCAUGCUUAUGAGACAAUGCUUUGAAAGUAGAGAAGGACUCACUAGCUACCCAGAUAUAGGAGAAGCUGCGUUUGGUAGAUAUGGCCGUGUCUUUGUAUCUAUCAUUUUGUACACUGAGUUAUAUUCAUAUUGUGUGGAAUUCAUCACCUUGGAAGGAGAUAACCUCACUAGUCUGUUUCCUGGAACAUCCUUAGAUUUAGGUGGUCUCCAUUUAGAUUCCAUGCACUUAUUUGGAGUUCUUACUGCACUUAUUGUUCUCCCUACUGUUUGGUUGAAGGAUCUCCGAAUAAUCUCGUAUCUAUCAGUUGGAGGGAUUGUAGCAACAAUAUUGAUUAUUAUUUGCGUGGUAUCGGUUGGGACAACCGUUGGAUUCCAUCAUACUGGUCAAGUGGUGAAUUGGAGUAGCAUUCCAUUUUCUAUUGGUGUCUAUGGGUUUUGCUUUGCAGGACAUUCAGUUUUUCCAAAUAUAUACCAGUCUAUGGCUGACAAAAAACAGUAUACCAGAGCAUUGAUAACAUGUUUUGCUUUGUGUAUAUUGAUAUACGGAAGCGUUGCAGUCAUGGGAUUUCUCACAUUUGGCGACAACACUUUGUCUCAGAUAACAUUGAAUAUGCCAGCAGGUGCAUUUGCUUCCAAAGUUGCAUUGUGGACAACAGUAAUUAACCCAUUCACUAAAUAUGCUUUGUUGAUGAAUCCACUGGCAAGGAGUCUGGAAGAAUUGCUGCCAGAAAGAAUUUCAAGUACUUAUUGGUGUUUCCUUCUUCUAAGAACAGUACUUGUUGCAUCUACGGUUUGUGCGGCUUUUUUGAUUCCGUUUUUUGGACUUGUGAUGGCUUUGAUCGGCUCUCUCUUCAGUAUGCUUGUGUCAGUGAUUAUGCCCAGUUUAUGCUUUUUAAAAAUUGUGGGGAAGAAGGCUACAAAUACACAGGUUACCGUGAGCGUCAUAAUUGCUGCAGCCGGAAUGGUUGGUGGACUCCUUGGAACAUAUUCCUCUUUGUUGAAUAUUGCCAAUAGUUACUAAAACAGAUAACAUCUUCAUGAUAGAGAGUGUUUAUGCUUAAGGUUUUUUAAUUUUUUUUGUUUCAUUUUAAAUUCUGUCAAAUUUAAAUUAGCACCACCACUGACAUAUAAUUGAUUGAUUUGACUCUUUUAUUUAUUAUUUUUGGCAGAGUAAAAUUAGUUAAAUUCGUUGUUAUCCUAGCAUGAAUACUUGUAAGUUUACUUGAGAAUUGAUGUCUUUGAACAAUCAAUGGCCUACUCUCAUUAGAGCUUGUUUCUUUAAGAAUA
Lathyrus oleraceus (garden pea) is the source of this 2145-nucleotide messenger RNA. RefSeq names its product amino acid transporter AVT1A. The record is from RefSeq and is a predicted model, not a curated record. Gene Ontology annotation, biological process: amino acid transmembrane transport. Gene Ontology annotation, cellular component: vacuolar membrane. Lineage: Eukaryota; Viridiplantae; Streptophyta; Magnoliopsida; Fabales; Fabaceae. The transcript is spliced from 11 exons. Gene Ontology annotation, molecular function: L-amino acid transmembrane transporter activity. Bases 227 to 1879 code for a protein of 550 amino acids.